Molecule: messenger RNA, 776 nt
Organism: Vollenhovia emeryi
Lineage: Eukaryota; Metazoa; Arthropoda; Insecta; Hymenoptera; Formicidae
Exons: 3
Coding region: 1-510 (169 amino acids)
Source: RefSeq, a predicted model, not a curated record
AUGAACUCACAUGAUUGGCAGCCUACAAAAUAUUCACGAAUUUGCAGUGCACACUUCGUAGGGAACCGUUCUUCUUCAAUACAAUCAAGUCCUAGUUACGUUCCGAGCAUCUCGGGAAGAAAAAAUCAUGAAUUAAGUUCUAUCGAGAAAUCUUCAAUUCAACGAUUCAAUAGGAGUAUGCGUCGAAGACUGUGUAGUACAUUAAGUAUCAAGGACAAUGUAAAGAAAGUUGACGAUGUAACAAAUACUUUGAAGGAACCGCAACAGCAGUCGUGUUAUUUUGAUAAAUUUAUCGAAGGUUCUGCACUAUCAUUCAAAGUUAACCAGGAGGGUCAGGUUUCGAUGUUUACAACUUCUGUGGGUUAUCAAAAUCUCUAUGAAAGAACAGAGAUGUUUAUUUGCACUCAAUAUGUGUAUAAUGAGAUUUGCCACGCACAAACUCAAGUGUAUAUACCUGAAAACCGUGGCUUACAGAUUGCUAAAAGAAGGCAUGAAACGACUCUCCGUUGAGUUGAAUUAGCGAACCGGACUAGCUCGUCGGACCGGAGUUCGCGUAAGAGUCAGGGUACGAUAUUAAGUACGAAAAUCUGACGGACAAGCGGAUUUAUUUGAUGACAGAAUUAAUGAUAUUUACAAGUGCUCGGAUGAUCGUAUUUACAAUGCGUAUUCACGCGGAGCUACGGCCCGCGUGGCUACGGUGACGGUGCGCGGCGCGUGCGCGAUACGGAUGCGGCCGUGAAGCGAGUUAAAGAGCCGCGCAGCGAGUUAAAUCACCG